Pleurotus ostreatus (oyster mushroom) is the source of this 846-nucleotide messenger RNA. RefSeq lists its product as uncharacterized. The record is from RefSeq and is a predicted model, not a curated record. Lineage: Eukaryota; Fungi; Basidiomycota; Agaricomycetes; Agaricales; Pleurotaceae. The transcript is spliced from 20 exons. Bases 1 to 846 code for a protein of 281 amino acids.
AUGUCUACUCCACCACCCCCGUUGGUAUUCGCCCAGACGCUCUUCCCGCUGUUGUUAGGCUCUGCUUUGGCAUGCCCACUGUACGGUGUCGCACUUGCGCAAGCCAUAUCAUACUUUCGCAAUUAUCUUCGCGACCCGACGUUCGUGAAGUAUUCUGUUGCUUUGUUGCUCAGCUUGAUCGACGGCGCCCACACAUUCAGCCUAGCGGACGCGAUCGUAGUCUGGUAUCUUCGAGCUGCGCCUAGCACCCAGUACCCUCCCGGCCUCCCUAUAAGCCUGUUCUUCUCAUAUGUGACCACUGGUUUUGUCCAGAGCGCAUUCACCUUGCGGGUAUGGAUAUUGAGCGGCAAGAAUUGGUUGGUCACCUCUAUUCUGGCAUUCUUUGUCGUAGCUCAGCUUGUCGGCGGAUUGGGGAUGGCGGCGAGCCAACAAAUCAAUGGAGAAGUCUCCAGCGUCCUUGACGUCAACAGCAAGGCAUUUGGAUCCUUGGAGUUAAUCAGUGCGAUGAUAUGCGACAUCAUGAUCUCCUCCUCGCUCGUGUACUUCCUCCACAAAAAUCGGUCCGGAAUCAAAACAACCGAGAGUCUGAUCGACAAGUUGAUCAUUUACUUCAUCGGCAUCGGCACCCUCUCUAGCGUUUUCGCACUGCUCAACAUGGUUACGUGGUGGGCAAUGCCUGACAAACUUGUUUUCACAACAUUCCACAGCAUUAUCAGCAAACUCUACGUCAACUCGUUGCUCGUCACGAACCAGCUUCGUCACAACCUCGGCAAGGUUCGGGGAGUUGAUUAUACUCACACAGACGAUUCUAUUGCUCUAUCGACAUUCGCAGCGGGUGUAAAUUAA